Messenger RNA from Ogataea philodendri, 1299 nucleotides. RefSeq lists its product as uncharacterized. Gene Ontology annotation, molecular function: zinc ion binding; nucleic acid binding. NCBI's taxonomy places the organism in Eukaryota, Fungi, Ascomycota, Pichiomycetes, Pichiales, Pichiaceae. The coding region runs from base 1 to 1299 and encodes 432 amino acids. The transcript has 3 exons. The record is from RefSeq and is a predicted model, not a curated record.
AUGGGCUCCUCGAAAUCAAAGAAUUCGAGUUUCGAAUCAGUUUCGAAUGGUCUUUCGAGAUCCCAGAGUUCGCCGUUCACCUUGGAAAUCACUUGUCUCUCGCUGAAAGACUUGCCGAUACCUUUGGCGAUCUCCAACGGACUAGUUUCCCAGGCAAUAGCCUCUUUGACAGUACCAUCCUUCAAAGUGACUUUGACAGGCACUCUUUCCUUAGCGGCAAUAGCUGCAUCUUGUUUAGCCUUAAUCUGUUCGAAAAUCUUGAUUCUGUGGUCAAUGAAAGCUGGUUUGGGGUUCAACUCCAAAGGUCUCUUCACAGAAUCAUCGGACCCCUUCUUUUCGGCCUUCUUGGACUUCUUGUCGUCUACGGAAAGUGCUUGGACUUUCUUUUCGAUCUCAGCCAUGGUAAGUAAAAUAAAGUUAUUGAGUAAGUUAUAUCAUAAAUUUCCACUUUUCAACGAAAAAAGUCCGGAAGAAUCUUCUGUUCCUCCUGUGGAUUCUCUUGAAUAUGGUCAAGUCAAUCACAAUAACGAUGAACUAGUGGAGUUGAGAGGCGAAGGAAGAUACUUUGGAGUAAGUGAUCCUGAAUUGUCGCAACCAGUUUGUUCAAACUGCCAUCGACGCGGCCAUAUUAGAGUCAACUGUAAGGUAGUUGUUUGUCACGCGUGUGGCAAGGUGGACGACCACUACGAGACACAAUGUCCAAAUUCGAUGGUUUGUACCAACUGCGGUGAAAGAGGUCAUUUCCGCAACCAGUGCAAGCAAAGACGGAAGUUUAACUUCUGUACAGACUGUAACUCAAAGACGCACUCCGCCGAUCGUUGCCCGAAUAUUUGGCGAAGCUAUAUCACGCUUCCUCAGAACAAAGCUCACAAGUUCAAAUACCCUGCAGAUUUGAUUUAUUGCUACAACUGUGCAGAGAGAGGUCAUUAUGGAGACGAAUGUCUUCAACAGCGGGUCUCCAAAACACCAAACAUCAACGGAUCUGCCUUUACGGGAGAAAAUCUCCCUAGAGAAUUGAGGAGACAGUACCACUCAUCAUUGCCUAAGAAACGCCGACCUUUGUUUGACGAAUACAAACAAGAUAAACACAGAGAUAAGAAACCCAAGAAGCAUGAUAAACAGGACAACCAAGAGAAAAACAGUAAGUUUUCAGGAAAACCAAAAAAUGCCAAUAGAAUACCUCUCCAGCCAAGAAAAUCCGGUAUGCUGCCUCAAAAACCAUCGGGACUGCCAGCUCCUUCUCGAUCUGGUUUUGUGGGUAAGCGCAAACGACAUGAAUGGCGCGACAAACGCAAAUAG